AUGAACAAGCCUAAUUUUGGACAAUUUAUAUCACAAUUACAGAGACAAGCUAGAGCCUCUGGUGGUGGACGAGGUGGUCCCGGUGGCAGCAACUUCAACACAGGCGGUGCAUUCGCUGGUGGCGGUGGUAUAAUUCUCUUAGCCCUCGGUGCAUUCGCAGUGAACUCGAGUCUUUUCAACGUCGACGGUGGACAUCGUGCGAUCAAGUACAGUCGUCUACAUGGAAUAAUGAGAGAGGUAUAUGGUGAAGGUACACAUAUCAGAAUUCCUUGGCUCGAAUCAGCUAUUAUUACAGACAUUAGAGCCAAGCCACGCAAUAUUGGCUCAUUGACAGGUACAAAGGAUCUUCAAAUGGUUAACAUCACCGUCCGUGUCCUCUCCAGACCUCGUCAAGAAGAGCUUUCAACCAUCUACAGAGAGCUCGGUACAGACUUUGACGAGAGAGUAUUGCCUUCGAUUGUCAACGAAACUUUGAAGGCUGUUGUUGCUCAAUUCAACGCGUCUCAACUUAUUACUCAGAGAGAAAUGGUCUCUAAACUCGUUAGAGAUAAUCUCACUAAACGCGCAUCGAGAUUCAACAUUGUCCUCGAUGAUGUCAGUUUGACGCAUGUUACUUUCUCACCAGAAUUUACAACCGCUGUUGAGUCUAAGCAGAUCGCCCAGCAAGUCGCUCAAAGAGCCGCUUUCUUGGUCGACCAGGCUAUUCAAGAGAAACAAGCUAUCAUCGUUAGAGCAAAUGGUGAAGCUAGAUCAGCUGAGUUGAUUGGUGAGGCUUUGAAGAGCAACAAAGGUUUCUUGCAUCUGCGUAAAUUGGAAGCUGCGAGAGAUAUUGCUGAUGUUAUUAGCAAUUCUAGUAACAGAGUUAUGUUGGAUUCUGGUAGCUUGUUGUUGGAUGUUCAAAACCUCGAGUCUAGCGGCCCUAACAAAUAA
Wallemia ichthyophaga EXF-994 is the source of this 930-nucleotide messenger RNA. RefSeq names its product Prohibitin-2. Gene Ontology annotation, cellular component: mitochondrion; membrane. The record is from RefSeq and is a predicted model, not a curated record. Lineage: Eukaryota; Fungi; Basidiomycota; Wallemiomycetes; Wallemiales; Wallemiaceae. Gene Ontology annotation, biological process: mitochondrion organization. The transcript is spliced from 4 exons. The coding region runs from base 1 to 930 and encodes 309 amino acids.